AUGACGGAACUUGAGGUCAGAAUAGGAGAAAGACCUACUUACAGAAAGCCAUAUCCAGCCUAUAUUGAUCAGAUGCCUCUACCCCCCAGUUUUAAAGUACCAAAUUUCACUCUGUUUAAUGGAGAAGAUGCUCAUGCCUCAUCUGUCGAACAUAUAGGCAGAUUUUCUGUCCAGUGCAUAGCCAUUGAGACCAAUCCUCUUUUGAAGCUCAAACUUUUUGGAAAUUCAUUAUCUGCCCAAGCCUUCACCCGGUAUACUAAUCUGCCAGCCAAUUCUGUCCAGGCCUGGGAACAGAUGGAAAACGCUUUUCAUGACUACUAUUUUAGGAUCCAGCCAAAAGUCACGAUUAGUGACCUUGCAGCUCUCAAACAGGUUGAAGAUGAACCUACCCAGGAGUUCAUUAGUAGGUUCAAGAAGCUAAAAAUGAAAUGCAGGAUUCCAAUAGAAGAAAGGCACUUCAUCCAAAUGGCCCAGGCUGCCCUUAAGAUCUCCCUGAGAAAGAGAUUUGAUGGAAUAUUCUUUGCAGAUCUGGCAGAAUUGGCAGACAAGGCCUCUAAAUAUGAAGACCUACUGAAGGAAGAACAACAGAAAAGAAAUUCUUCCAAGGGCACAUAUUAUAAAACGCCAUCUUCCAUUUACAGUCCAUUUGGUUGA
This is a messenger RNA of Prunus avium (sweet cherry), 654 nucleotides long. Lineage: Eukaryota; Viridiplantae; Streptophyta; Magnoliopsida; Rosales; Rosaceae. The record is from RefSeq and is a predicted model, not a curated record.